Messenger RNA from Gordionus sp. m RMFG-2023, 3350 nucleotides. RefSeq names its product U2 snRNP-associated SURP motif-containing protein-like. Lineage: Eukaryota; Metazoa; Nematomorpha; Gordioida; Chordodea; Parachordodidae. Gene Ontology annotation, biological process: RNA processing. The transcript has 26 exons. The record is from RefSeq and is a predicted model, not a curated record. Gene Ontology annotation, cellular component: nucleus. Gene Ontology annotation, molecular function: RNA binding. Bases 31 to 3210 code for a protein of 1059 amino acids.
AUUAGAGUAAACAAAAAUUAUUUUUACGACAUGGAAGGCCUGACUCCUGAUUUUACAAGAAAUAUUGCCGAAGAUAAACUAAAGGCAUUUCAAAUAGGUGCUAUGAGUAUGAUCAAAAAGCCAACAUCUAAAAAAAUUCAAGAAGAAAAUAAGAAAAAACAAGAUGAGAUAGCUACGGCUGAAAUAUAUCAAGAAUUUGUAUCAUCUUUUCAAGAAAAAGAUAGAUUAGGGAAAACAUUUGUUAGAGGUGAGAUAGUCAAUGCACAACCUGAUCAAAUUACCACAAUAAAAAGCAACAAAACUGGUCAAUUAUAUAAGCCCGUUUCUAAACUUCAAGAAACAAGUUCUAAAAAAAAAGAAAAGCCAAUUCUAGUUAAAAAAAAAGAUGACAAAAAGAAAAAGAGUAAUUUAGAACUUUUCAAAGAAGAAUUGCAAAAAAUACAAGAGGAAAGACAAGAAAGGAACAAACUAAAGCAAGAAUUGAGAGAAUCAAUUAAUAAAGGUGGAAAAAUUGAUCCAGCCAUUGAGUCCUGGCUUUCUACCGAUAAAGAUGAAGACCAUCUUUCGCCGUCGCUUGGAGGGAUGCCUUCCCAUCUCAGCUCUGCACCAGGAAUGAGUGAUCAAUGGGACUCUGACCCUAAUACCACCAACAUAUUUUUGGCGAAUCUUAAUCCUAAAGUCAAUGAAGAAAAGCUCUGUGAGUUGUUCGGGGAAUUCGGGCCUCUAGCGAGUGUCAAAAUAAUGUGGCCUAGGACAGAGGAGGAGAUAGCCAGAAACAAAAAUUGUGGUUUUGUGGCCUACAUGAAUCGUAAAGAUGGCGAGAAAGCAUUGGAGAAACUUAGAGGUAUAGACCUCCAGGGUUACGAAAUGAAACUCGGCUGGGGCAAGCCGGUUCCUAUUCCGCCUCAUCCUAUAUACAUCCCGCCCCACAUGUUGGAGCUCACGCUUCCUCCUCCACCCUCUGGUCUCCCUUUCAACGCCCAACCUGUCAAAAAAACUCGCAAAGAUCAAAAUGAUGAUGAAAAAGAAGAUAGAAUUGAAACGAAUGCAAUUGAAGACGAUGGUGAGGGAUUUAAUUUGACCCCAGGAGGUAUUAUGCCACCCCUCGAUGUUCAUGGGAGGAAAAAGUUUGAGAAGACUCUCCACUCGGCUACCGUUAGGGUUGUCAUACCUACCGAAAGGCCUUUGCUUUGUCUAAUCCAUAGAAUGAUUGAAUUCGUUAUAAGGGAAGGCCCCAGAUUUGAAGCUAUGAUUAUGAACAGGGAACUGAAGAAUCCCAUGUUUAGGUUCUUAUUCGACAACAAAAGCCCUGCUCACAUAUAUUACCGCUGGAAAUUGUUUUCCAUUUUGAACGGUGAUACGCCUACCGAAUGGCGGACCAAGAAGUUUAGGCUUUUCAAGGGCGGAUCUUACUGGCAGCCUCCUCCGCCUUUCAAUACCUUCUCAGCAGCAUCAAAUCCACCUAUUAAUCCUACCAUUCAAAUAUCGUCUUCAUCUUUAUCCACUGGCAAAACAAAUCAACAAUUGCCUGAGAGUUUGCUACCUGAAAGUGAACUCAGACACAGCAAUACAGAAAGAUAUCCGAGGCGGGAGCCUGAGCCCAGAGAACUAUUGAGCCAGAGGCAAAGGGACAGAUUGGAAAACAUGUUACGCAAGUUAACCACGGAUAGAGAAAAGGUAUGUGAGGCGAUGCUAUUUUGCGUUGAUCAUUCCGAAGCGGCCCAAGAAAUCGUAGAAUGUUUGCACCAGUCACUUACUAUCCCUCAAACCCCGUUACUCAAAAAAUUAUCUAGAAUUUACCUCAUAUCCGAUAUAUUGUACAAUUGCAGUUCCAAAGCUCCCAACGUGUCUUAUUUCAGGAAAAGCUUUCAAAGACAAUUGCCCGCCAUUUUCAGGGAUAUACAAAAAUGUUACAAGGACAUCAAAGCCAGAUUGAAGGCCGAACAGUUUAAACAAAAAAUCAUGAGUUGCUUAAAGGCUUGGGAGGAUUGGGAUAUAUAUCCCGGAGAUUACAUAUGCCAGCUACAAAACAUCUUCCUAGGAUUGCAAACAGAUAUCAAUGUCAGAACCAAUAUUCUAUACAAACGAUACCAAGAACCUUUGCUGAGCUUGAUAAAUAACGGUCAAAAUUCGUUCGCUCAAAAACAAGAAUCAUUAUCAUUUCAGCUAAAUCAGGAUACAGAAGGUUUCGACUUGGACGGCGCACCUCUGGAUAUUGCUGGUAACGAAUCGGAAUUGUUGGCGGACAAACGGUCGCGGAGUGACAUAGCCCCAACAAAACUCUCCAUCUAUGAAGAUUUAUAUUCGGAUAACGACGAAAACAGCAAGCUGGAAGACAUAGAUGGGCUACCUUUUACCAAUCUCAAAAAUCCCGUUUUAGACAAUUCAUCCACAUUACAAAAUGCCAGCAUUAAUACCACUGCUAACAUAGUCGGGGCAUUUGUUAAAUCCAAAUGGGAAGAGGUGGAUGAAACUACUUUGCAAGCCCAAGUAAUGACCACAUCCAAAUGGGAAACACUAGAGGAUCCCGAAAAAUACUAUACGGAAAUUCAAAAUACUCCACCUUCUGAGCAUGACGACGAAACGGAUGCGCCGAUCAAUAACGGAUUGUUUUCUCAAAGAUUACAUGCCGGAGAGGAAGAAGAGGAUAUAGACGGAGAAGCAAUGGUGGAACCAGCCUUGGCAUCUACCUUAAACAUGGAACACAUUAGCCAGGACAAGCGUUCCAAAUUGAGGGAAAUCGAGUUGAAAGUGAUUCAAUAUCAAGAUGAUUUGGAAAGCGGAAAAAUAAGCAAAAAGUUUGGGUUAAGCCAGCAGGAACAAGUCCAGAAAUACAGAAUUAAACUCUUGAACUCUCCCAAUUACUCCGAUAUACGUUCAACAAAUAACACUCCUCACAAAUCUUCAUCCUCUAACACUCACUCUGAACAACAUAAGAAAUCCAGACAAGGAUCCAGGGAGGCACCCAAAGAUUCCUCUAAUAAACACUCGUCCACUGGUAGUCGGAAAAAAAGCAAAGACGAGGGCAGCAGUAGUAAUAAAAAGCGAAGAUCUGUUUCGACAAAUUCAUCUUCGUCCAAAAGAGUUCGCAGGAAAUCUAACGAUGAUGGAAAAAACAAGAAAAACAAAGAACAUAAAAAAGAUGACCGGAAGGACAAAAAUUCGGAAUCGUCUAAAAAACAUGGCAGCUAUCAUUCUUCCAAAAAAUGAAUAAAGAUAUUUCUAAUAUUUAUGCCAUAAAAAUUAUAUUUAUAUUGUACAUUAUUCAUAUUGUUUCGUUUAACAAUCGAUCAUAAAAUUUAGGAAAAUAAGAUGAAACAAUUUUAAGAUGAGAUGAAUUUGGCCAGUCC